Talaromyces rugulosus is the source of this 4338-nucleotide messenger RNA. RefSeq lists its product as uncharacterized. Gene Ontology annotation, biological process: DNA-templated transcription. Gene Ontology annotation, molecular function: DNA-directed RNA polymerase activity; DNA binding. NCBI's taxonomy places the organism in Eukaryota, Fungi, Ascomycota, Eurotiomycetes, Eurotiales, Trichocomaceae. The transcript has 4 exons. The coding region runs from base 1 to 4338 and encodes 1445 amino acids. The record is from RefSeq and is a predicted model, not a curated record.
AUGCAGAGUAUGAUAGAAGUCCUGGGCAAGGCCCAGGUCAUAGAUAAUGUACCCAAGGUCAUCAAACAGCUGAAAUUUGGUGCGCUAUCAAACGAUGAUAUCCUCAGUCAAGCUGUGGUCGAAGUCUCGGAUCGACGAUUUUACGACCUUGAACGGAACCGUGUAGUCCAGGAGAAUGGACCUUUGGACCGGAGGCUUGGAAUCAGUUCCAAGACGGACAAAUGUCUUACGUGCGACCUUGGACACAAAGAAUGCAACGGUCACUUUGGACAUGUGCGACUGGUGCUGCCAGCUUUCCACGUGGGAUACUUCAGACGUGUCAUUACUAUUUUGCAAAUUAUCUGCAAGGAGUGCUCGGCAAUCUUGGUCCCCGAGACAGAGCGGCGCGCUUUCUUGAGGGAAAUGCGUAGGCCUCGGAUGGACAAUCUGAGACGCCUACAGGUCGCAAAGAGGGUUAUUGAGCGGGGCAAGAAAUCGAGGAGCUGUUACAUUUGCGGUGCUGUCAAUGGUACGGUGAAGAAGGUCGGCUCCAACGCGCUGAAACUCGUCCACGACAAGUUUCGUUAUUUCAACCAGUCGACAGCAGCCAACAAGGUUAUGCCACCCAGCAAGGAGAUGUUUGACAGAUCAUUGUUAGAAGCUAGGGCCACAAAUCCAGACGUUGAUCGAUACUACAAGAAAGCCCAGGAUGACCUGAACCCGUUGCGAGUCUUGAAUCUGUUCAAGAAAAUCUCAAACGCGGACUGUGAGCUCCUAGGCCUAGAUCCGAAUGAAGUUCGACCAGAAACGUUCCUCUGGCAGUUCGUCCCUGCACCGCCAAAUUGCAUUCGUCCGUCAGUGAGCCAAGAUGGUGCAUCCAACGAAGAUGAUCUCACUGCCAAGCUGGGCGACAUCGUCCAGAGCAACAUUACUCUCCGGAAUAACUUGAGGAAAGGCGCGCCAAUUCAUAUCAUCGUUGAGUGCUGGGAAUACAUGCAGUUGCAGAUUGCCAUCUACAUCAAUGGUGAUACCCCUGGACUCAAGACUGAGGUCGGAAAGCCGACACGCUCGCUAGUUUCUCGCUUGAAAGGAAAACAGGGAAGAUUCCGAGGUAACUUGUCUGGAAAGCGUGUCGAUUUCUCUGGACGAACGGUCAUCUCUCCAGAUCCCAACUUGCGGAUUGACGAAGUGGCAGUCCCGGAACUGGUGGCGAGGAACAUGACAUAUCCAGAGGUGGUGACUCGCUAUAACAUAGAAAGGCUUCAGCAGCAUGUCCGCAAUGGCAGAAAGAAAUGGCCAGGUGCAAAUAUGCUCAUAAAGGCGAACGAGUCAUUCAGAAGUAUUCUUAAGUACGGCGAUUUCAACAAAUUCGCGGAAAAUCUACAGGUAGGAGACAUUGUGCAGCGCCAUCUUGUUGAUGGUGAUAUUGCACUUUAUAACCGACAGCCUUCGCUUCACAAACUCAGUAUUCUUUCCCACUUUGUGAAAGUCCGUCCACACAGAACUUUCCGGAUGAAUGAAUGUGUUUGCAACCCGUACAAUGCCGAUUUCGACGGAGACGAGAUGAACUUGCACAUUCCUCAAACAGAGGAAGCUCGGACAGAGGCCAUGGAAUUGAUGGGAGUAAAGAACAACUUGGUAACGCCAAAGAACGGAGAGCCUAUCAUCGGUGCUAUUCAAGAUUUUAUCAGUGCGGCAUACCUCUUGAGUGGCAAGGACAACAUGUUUGAUAGGCGGACUUUUACUCAGACCUGUCUAUACAUGCUUGGGCCAGAAACGCGAUUUGAUCUCCCACCUCCGUCGGUUGUUAAGCCACAGAUGUUGUGGACUGGAAAACAGGUCUUCAACAUUCUUAUGCGGCCUAACAAAAGCGACCCAGUGAAAGUUAAUAUCGACGCUGCUUGCCGAGAAUUCAGACAACCAAAGGACAACACCCCAAAAGACAUGGAUCCCAACGAUGGAUGGCUCAUCAUUCGUAACUCGGAGAUCAUGUGCGGUGUGAUGGACAAGAGCACGAUUGGUUCCGGAAAGAAGGACAACGUCUUUUACAUCAUGCUGAGAGAUUUUGGUCCUCUCGCCGCAGCAGAAGGCAUGAACCGACUCUCUCGACUAUGUGCCAGGUGGUUUACGAACGUGGGGUUUUCAAUUGGUAUUGGAGAUGUGUACCCGAGUAAAAGACUAGUUCAGUCGAAGAAUGAUCUGGUUGAGAAAGCUUAUGCCGCUUGUGAUGAAGUCAUCGCCAAGUACAAAGCGGGCAAGUUGGAAAAGAUGCCGGGUUGUGACGAAGUGCAGACCAUGGAAAACCAAGUGUCUGGAUUUCUUUCCAAAGUUCGUCAACAAGCCGGUGACGAGUGUAUCCAGCAGCUAAGCAAGUACAACGCACCUCUCAUCAUGGCUACUUCUGGAUCCAAGGGUUCCAGUAUCAACGUUUCUCAGAUGGUUGCAGUUGUGGGUCAGCAGAUUAUUAGCAGUGAACGUGUCCAGGACGGAUUUCAGGACCGUACAUUGCCUCACUUCCCAAAGAAUGCUCGUUCACCGCCAUCGAAAGGUUUUGUGCGCAACAGCUUCUUCUCUAGCCUAACACCUACCGAGUUCUUUUUCCACGCAAUGUCUGGACGUGAAGGUUUGAUCGAUACUGCAGUCAAAACUGCAGAGACCGGAUACAUGUCUCGCCGGUUGAUGAAGUCACUUGAAGAUUUGUCUGCCAAGUACGACGGAACUAUUCGAACAUCGUCUGCCAGCAUCGUUCAAUUCAGCUACGGAGGAGACGACUUGGAUCCUGUGAACAUGGAGGGCAAGGCCAAGCCAGUUCAUUUUGACCGGACUUAUAAUCAUGCCAUGGCAAUUACACAUGAUAAUAAAGACCGUGGCUUGUUCCCAUCAGAGAUCAUGGAGGUAACCGACGAAUUGCUGGACAAAGAAAAAGCGAGAUUUGUUCGCAAAGAUCUUUUUGGCAACGAACUUGGAUACUUGGAGCGGACUGAUGUUGGUGUCGAUCAAUACGAGAGCGCCCGUGAUUUCAUUCAAUCUAUUCGCGAUUUUGUCCAGUCGAAAGCAGAUAGACUUAUUUCGUCGGGAGGCGACAGGAGAAGGACACCGCACGAAAAGUUCAACAUGUCCCGGGACCACGUUGAUAAAUUAUCGGAAAAGUCUCUUCGCUAUUUCAUCCAGGCCUGUCUAUCGAAAUAUGAAAAGGCCAAGGUUGAGCCUGGUCACGCAGUGGGUGCGGUGGGUGCACAGUCGAUUGGAGAGCCCGGAACACAGAUGACACUGAAAACUUUCCAUUUUGCUGGUGUCGGUAACUUGGCACUCACCCAGGGUGUUCCGCGUAUCAAGGAAAUUAUCAAUGCUUCCAAAGAAAUCAGUACUCCGCUUAUUAGUUGUCAACUCAUCACCAAAGAAGCCGUCGAGGUGGCUCGGAUCGUCAAGGGCAGAAUUGAGAAGACUUUCCUACGCGACAUCAUUCAUUAUGUGAAGGAGACGUGGACGGGCAGGGCUGCCUACAUUACAGUCAAAGUCAAUCACGAGACCUUGUCUAAACUUCAGUUGGAACUUAAGAUGGAAGGCAUUGUCGCAGCUAUCAAAAACCAUAAACGGUUCAGAGCCCCAGAUCUUUCCUUUAAUCAUUCUCGGCAUCACAUCCAGAUCCACUUGGACAUGGAUCCUGUCAAGAAGAAGGACUUGUCAAAGACAGACAUUGCUUUGACAAGUUCAGACCCUUUCCUUCGGCUGAAGCAUCUCAAGCGGAUGCUGCCAGAUAUUCAGGUUCUCGGCCAUCCGCAGGCGCGACGAGCCGUUAUUCAUACGGACGAUACCACGAAUAAACUGCUCGUCGAGGGUUACGGACUGAGGGAGUGUAUGACAACGGAAGGAGUGGAGGGCUUGCACACAACGACCAACAAUGUCAUAGAGGCCAAGGCGAUUUUGGGUAUUGAGGCAGCACGUGCAACCAUCAUUAACGAGAUGAGCGAAGUCAUGAAAGACAUGGACAUUGAUCCUAGACAUAUGCAUCUCUUGGCAGAUAUCAUGACCACGACUGGUGAAGUACUCGGAAUCACGCGCUUUGGAAUGUCCAAGAUGCGCGACUCUGUCCUUCAGCUUGCUUCCUUUGAGAAGACGGCCGACCAUCUGUUUGACGCUGGAGGCACUGGCCGCACAGACCCGGUCGAGGGAGUGUCUGAAUGUAUCAUUAUGGGCAAGACUGUGUCUCUCGGCACAGGCGCCAUGGAGGUUAUCCGGAAGCUCAACUUUUACGCAGGGCAUCUGGGGCCAAAGAAGACGGUUUUCGAAGACGCCUGGACUGAGAUGUGCGCUCCACCGGAGGCACCCAAGAGAAGAGCGAGAAGGCCCAGGGCGUGA